This is a messenger RNA of Dryobates pubescens (Downy woodpecker), 5133 nucleotides long. It is a transcript of the gene STS, whose product is annotated as steroid sulfatase. The transcript has 11 exons. Gene Ontology annotation, molecular function: arylsulfatase activity. NCBI's taxonomy places the organism in Eukaryota, Metazoa, Chordata, Aves, Piciformes, Picidae. The record is from RefSeq and is a predicted model, not a curated record. Bases 303 to 2057 code for a protein of 584 amino acids.
UUCUGAAAACACGUGGAGAUUGUUUGCUACUAGUGAAGUAGUGUCUUAUGAAGGAAUAUUGUCAGUGUUGUGUAACAAGAAGUUGUCUUUUUCAGUGUUGUCCUUCUCCACCACCUUUGUGUUUCAGUUCACAUGAUUGGACUUUGUACCUUUUACCCGAUAGUAACUGUGCAGCCAUCUUGUUUGCAAACUAGAGGCAGGAACUGGAACGAUUCUGUGCUGCAAGAAUCAUCAGUAUGAAGGGCAGGUUUGUCUUCUAGUUUGUGUACAGAGUUCUGGCAUUCAAUUAAGCAAGGAAGAAGAUGAGACUGCUUUUAUUUUUAAUAUUUUUCCAAUAUGCCAUGAACAAUGUCAAAACACACAGUGCUUCAAAUCCUAACAUUAUUUUAAUGAUGGCUGAUGAUCUUGGUAUUGGAGACCUGGGUUGUUACGGGAACAGAACGUUAAGAACCCCUAAUAUCGACAGGUUAGCAGAGGAAGGAGUGACACUUACUCAGCAUAUAGCAGCAUCCCCACUUUGUACUCCAAGCAGGGCAGCUUUCCUGACUGGGCGAUAUCCUAUCAGAUCAGGAAUGGCUGCUUUCUCAAGAGUUGGUGUCUUCUUAUUUUCUGCCUCUUCUGGGGGACUUCCUUCUGAAGAAAUAACUUUUUCCAAACUCUUGAAGCAGAGAGGUUACACUACGGCUCUAAUAGGAAAGUGGCAUCUUGGAAUGAACUGUGAGAGCAGUAAUGACUUCUGUCACCACCCCCUCAGUCAUGGAUUUGAUUAUUUUUAUGGGCUUACUGUGACCAAUUUUAGAGACUGCAAGCCUGGCCAAGGCAGCGUAUUUUUAAAAGGGAUUCAGAAAUCCCUUUUCAUCCCAAUCCAAAUUGCUGGAAUCACCCUGGUUUCUUUGGCAGUAGUACAGUACAUCGGUCUCCUCAAAAUUCCUUUCCAAGCAUUGGGUUGCUGCUUGUUACUAGCUGCUAUUUCACUUGCUGGUUUGAUUUUUUUCUUUUAUCAUUUUCGACACUUGAACUGCUUCUUAAUGAGGGACCAUGAGAUUAUCCAGCAACCACUGUCCUAUGAGAACCUCACUGAAAGACUGACAAAGGAAGCAGUGCAAUUUAUGGAAAGGAACACUGAUGAACCAUUUCUUCUUGUCCUGUCUUAUCUUCAUGUCCAUACUGCUUUGUAUGCUUCAAAAAAUUUCAGAGGAAAGAGCAAGCAUGGUUUAUAUGGGGAUGCAGUGGAGGAAAUGGACUGGAGUGUAGGACAGGUGCUGGAUGCACUAGAGGAAUACAAUCUGAGUCAUAAAACACUUGUAUACUUUACAUCUGACCAAGGGGCUCAUGUUGAAGAAAUCUCCAGUUCUGGAGAAGUCCAUGGAGGACAUAAUGGCAUAUAUAAAGGUGGAAAAUCAAUGAAUUGGGAAGGAGGUAUUCGUGUGCCAGGGCUUCUCCGUUGGUCUGGAGUAAUACAGGCUGGUGCUUAUAUUGAUGAGCCAACAAGUAACAUGGAUAUAUUUCCUACCGUAGUUAAAGUUGCUGAGGCACAGUUACCCUCUGACAGAAUUAUUGAUGGACAUGAUCUGAUGCCGUUACUUCAAGGAAAAGUUACCCGAUCCAAGCAUGAAUUUAUCUUCCAUUACUGUAAUGCAUAUUUAAAUGCAGUGCGCUGGCAUCCAGUAAACAGUGAGUCUGUAUGGAAAGUCUUCUUCUUCACUCCAAACUUCAGUCCUGAAGACUCCAAUGGCUGCUACGAUUCUCAUGUGUGCUUCUGCCAUGAUGGAUUCAUUACUUGGCAUGAUCCUCCACUACUCUUUGAUCUCUCCAGAGACCCUGAGGAAAAAGUCCCACUGACUCCUCAAACAGAAAGCAGUUUCUAUGAAAUCCUCAGGGUCAUACAUCUAGCAGUAGACAACCACACCAGAACUCUGCAUGCUGUCCCUGACCAGCUGUCAUGGGACAACCUUAUCUGGAAGCCAUGGCUCCAGCUGUGCUGCUCCUCCCUCUUUCAGUCUUGCUACUGUGACUAUGACUCAGAAUGGAACCUGCUGGAGGUGCAUUCAGGAUAAACAGGCUGCAAUUCCCUUUCAGAAACUGGAACAAGAGAGUGUGAGUAGCUGACUUGAACGAUGCAGUCACUAGCCUUCAGGUUUUGCUGUGUAGGAAGACCUGUCUUCAAAUGCAUCAUUGCAGUGGAAGAGAAUUUCAGUCAAGAAAAUGUGCCAAGAGGAGGGCAAGAGAUACCUUUUCUGUUUUUAUAAUACAAGAAUCAAUAUGAAACACAUGUUGCCAUCUUCAUCUACGAAUGGGUAACCGGCUGUCGACAUUUUUUAGAUAAGAUUAUUUUUUUCUUACACAGUAAGGGACUUACCUCUAGUUUCUGUCAAUUAUACUAAAUGCAUACUUCCCUGUCCUUUUUUCUAAGUGCUAUCUACCAUUUGUAGGAUGUAGCACUGAAUAAUUAAAAUAGAUAAUAAUAAAGAGGUUCACCUGUGACUGUAAUUUGGUAACUGGUAGGUAAAGGACAGACCUGCUGCAGUAUGUCUAGGAACAAGCAUCAUGGAUAUGAACUACUAAACGAGUUACCAACAAUUUAAUAUUGCAUGUACCAUAAAAAAUGUAGAGAACUAUGUAGUGAAUGUUAUGUUUCCAUAUACAUAUGUAAAAUAUAGAAACCUAAAUCUGAACCCUCAUAAACCCCACAAAUCCUUCAGCCCCUGGUACAGACAUCCUUAUGGUCAUAGCCCAGUAUGCAUCAUAAAUAUUUAAAACUGCUCUUCUUUUGCCAUUGUUUAAACUUUUUGAAUAGGAUCUUUCAUUUUAUGAGAAGAAACUCAGGCUUGAGCACCUUAAACCAAAUAUAACUCUCUCCUGAGUUCUUAGCAAGGCCUUGGAAAAUCUACAGUACUUCGGGUCUAAUUUUUGUGUCCAUUUUAAUCUGCAUCUUAUCCAGACACAUUUUCUUUCCACUCUAUAGGCAAUUAAACUAUAUUCUUUGGUAGACUGUACCAGAGGAGAACAUAUCAGAAAAAUAAUAAGAUGAUUUUCUGCCUGAUAAUAGAAGAUGACUUGCUCCUUAUCAGAAAUGACUAGUUAAUUCCAUUAUUAUAAUGUAUUAAUGUCUGUUUGCUGCAAAAGUGAUCUGUGACAAUAGUAAUGCAAUAGCUUCAUCCAGCCAGCAUUAAGGUUGUGCCCUGGUUCUUGGGAGCUAUUGAACUUGUCCUGCAAAAAUGUAUUGUGAUAUAUGAUAUAUUUCUCUGUCUGUAAAUCCUAGACUUAAUCUUAAUUUUUUCUGCUGCAGUUUCAUUCAAAAUUUCAUUUACUAUAAUAUCCAGAUGCCUGUCCUGGGAAAUGUUGUACUCUUUCCUAGAAGUCCUAUUUUUAUACAUGUUGCACCUUGUAUUUGAGAUUGUAUACUCAAGUAUGUGCUCUGCAAGCUCUCCAUAGGGAGCAAAGUCCUGUGUAUGCUGUUAAAAUUUGUUCAGUUAUUUCCCUGAUAACCACCCAGGAUUGUUUAUGUUGUAACUGAAAAGCUAUCAGAUGGCCAUUCAUGUGGCAUAAUUCCCUCUUUGCUUUGUUUCAUCACUUCAUGUACUAUAUAAUCGUAGGAAGAAAGAUGCCUGCAGUUUGAAUGCAAGUAGUUUUCUGCAAUGACAGUGGCUGCCAUUUGACAUUAUGGCAGGAUCCAUAUAUCCCAAAUUUUUGGCCCUCACUAUGUGGCCCAAGAACCCCCUGGGGCAUGGCGCUGGUGUCUGUGUGCCUGCUACUGCAGUGGGUGGGCAGCUCAAACUGUAGCCAGGUGCCUGACACUGAGCAUCCCCCAGCUCUCGUAGCUCUGAUGCAGCUUACUCAAUACUUUUUGCACAAAUAUUUCUGCUGAAGCAUUCGAGAGAACAUUCACAUCUACUUCUUUCCAUCAGAAAGAUGCUAUGUUGCUAUUAUUUCUUUUCUUUCUACAGAUAGAAGAAUUGUUUGUUCUGUUAGGCACAACAGCUGUUCUGUGCUGCCUGGCUGAGGUAUUCUAAUGUUAAUUUUUCUAUGGUUCUAUUUUCUUCUCUCCUGAAUAUGACCUUUCUGUCAUACCCUCUAUCUUUCUAAUCUAUGUUUGUAAAACAUCCUCACCUCUCAAAUACUUCUCCACCUAUUUCUUUUUACCACUCAAAACUUUCAUUUUCUUGUCAUAUUGAUCACAAUGGCUAUUUUGCCUUCAUCAAUCAGAAAAGGAAAAAUGAUCUUUGUGGAAAGAUCUGACUUCUAUGGCCUCUUGACUCUGCUAAUCUCUAAGGUCUAGCAAGGAUUUACUUUGCAUUAUGAAACCUAAGUAAUUAAAGCACACCCAAGACAGCCCAAAUAAUAAAAGUUAUUCCUUGUUUGUGGCACAAGCCUCACACUUUUCAAAAUAUAAUUUAGUACGACAUUUAAUAUUUUUGCAUAAGCCCUAAAAUCUGAAAUGUAUUUUCACAACUGUUCCUUCAAGAAAGAUUCUUUUAGGAACAGAGCAAUGUUUUCCAUACUCUGUGUUAAUGCUGUUUGAUUUAAUGCCUAAAAUAAACCUUCCCUAUAUUGCAAUUGUAUUAUACCUUUCAGUACUGCAUCUCCUGUUGUGGAGAUGGCAUAUCAGAUCCUGGUAAUUAAUUAUUAGCAAAAUAAAAUGAGGAGCAUAAUAUACCAUUUUUGUCAUGUCACAGCCUGAUCUAACAAGGAUAAGUUUUGUUUUUCACAACAGGUUAUUGAUGGGAUAUAUGUAAUUCACAAUUUAUUUACAAGGAAGGCUUAAGGAGAAUGUGCUGCUCUGGUAAUUUUAGACUGACUUUCAAUCCACCAUUUAACAAGCACUGGUAUUGUAACAUGGUGCGCAUUUGUAUAAUAUGUCAUUUUAAACCAGGAGUUCAGCUUCAGAUGGAAAUGUAUUCUUCUAUAGUAUUAUUUAACAAUCACAGCUUCACAGAAUACUAGAGGUUGUCAGGGACCUCCAGAGAUCAUUGAAUUCAACCACCCUGCCAACUAGGGCAGGCCUCACAGGAAUACAUCCAGAUGGGUUUUGAAAGUCUCAAGAGAAGGAAACAUCACAACCUCUUUGGGCAGCCUGUUUGUCACAGAAUCCCUAUAUGGCCCAGAGCAAGUCACUUAACUCUUCUCAGUUCU